CCAUUGCAACCCUUAAACCCUCUUUCUUCUUCAAGAUCCAGCUAUAUAAACCCUCACUUUCUCUGUUCGUUACUCAUCCAAAUCCAAAUCGGAGAAUUGGGUUUUGUUCUUAAUCCCUUUUUCUAAAUUGGGUCUUCGUCAAACAGAAACAAACAUGAAAGCUUCAAUCAAGUUUCGCGAUGAACAAAAACCAUUAAUCAGAGCUAAAGUUCCUCUGAGCGUGUUGAACUUUCCGUUCCAAUCAGGAAUCGUUGCCGGCGAAUCGAAGGAGUUAUCGCUGAGUCUAGGAACUCUGUUCGAUUCUGGGCCUUCGUUCAAAGUUGCUUAUCGGCCGAAUGAUUCGUUCAAUCCGUUUACUUUUGUGUUCAAAACUGGGAUUGGGCAUUUUGGGUCUCCGGUAUCUAGUCCGUUUACCAUGAGUGCUGAGUUUAAUUUGGUUGGGAAUCAAAACCCUAGCUUCUUCAUUCAUUUCAAACCUCAAUUUGGGGAUUUUUGUGUGAAGAAAUCACACUCCUCUUCGGCUCUUACGAAGAGUUUGAACUCGAAACCGAAUGGGAUUGAUCCGAUUCAAAACGGUUUCGAGACUCCGGUGAUGAAAACCGAUUAUUUCCAAGAGAAAGCAGCGUUUCUCGGCAGCAAAGUGGGGGUUUUCCCGGAGGAAUCUGCCGUCGCCGGAGCUGUGGAAAACUUGUUCUCCGGCGCGGUUGUCAGUGCCCGUACUUCGUUACCUGUGAGAAACCGUGCUGUGGUGAAUUUCCGAUGGGGUCUCAGGUUUCCUAAAGUUCCUGCAGUGGAGGAUCCGGAUACUGUUAUCCUAGGGAACACCAACUUCCCAUCGCCGGCGGGCAUUUCGUUCCGUCACUGUCCAUUGCUGGUGAUGAAUAAGAUCGGUAUCGAAUAUAUAGCGAAAGAUGAUUCGAAGAAAGCUAACAAUUUGCCCAGAAAUGCUGAUUUGACACAAGCUUGUUUGGAUGUGAAGCAGCAGCUGGAGACCAUACAAGCUGAAAAUGGAUUGUUGAGAAAUGCUUUGAAUGAUUUAAGAUCUGAUAUUGCUUCAAAAAAGUUCAACUUUCCGACGAAUGAAUUCAAUAGCCGGAGUAACAGAGAUGCAGAAAACACAAAGGCUAAAUACUCCGGUGAUCGGAGGAGCAAUGGGAAAUCAACAGAAGGGGAUGUCAAUGUCAAUGAGGACUCGAAGAAGGCUUAAACUAGUCGACAUUGCUUCGUGCUUAAGGUUUUGAUUAUUUCAGAAUCGUUAUUUUUUCGAUCGAAUUAUGUUGUUUAAAUUUUUUUGUUGUUUAUGGUGGAUAGAGUAAUGUUUGAUUAUUGUUAA
Molecule: messenger RNA, 1333 nt
Organism: Solanum stenotomum
Lineage: Eukaryota; Viridiplantae; Streptophyta; Magnoliopsida; Solanales; Solanaceae
Exons: 1
Coding region: 155-1207 (350 amino acids)
Source: RefSeq, a predicted model, not a curated record